AUGUCAGAAUUUUACGAUAAAUACAGACAAGGAAAUAAUCAAGAUAAUGGAAACACUGGAAAAGGAAAUAAUCAAGAUAAUGGAAACACUGGAAAAGGAACUGCUAGUUCUAAUAACAAGAGCAAUUCAACUUCCUCGUCGCUAUCAUCAGUGACUGGGUCUCCUUCCGCUUCUGCUAGCGAUACUAGUGAUCAAACCAUUACUACGGGAAGUUUAUCCCCAAGUGUUACCAAUGGCGCCGCUUCUCCUUCCUCCACUAAUACUAACGCAAGUGCUGCUUCUCUUUCUUAUGAUCAUCACUUUGGACGCGAAGUUAUUGGAAUGCUCUUUGUCACUUUCGUCACCGCUUUGAAUAAGUCUAUUAAAGAAUCUCGAAGAUUUGAUCAAGCUAUUAUCGGAAGUCCAAGAAUACCUAAAAAGUGUCAAAAGUCUAAUGCCAAACGUCUUCAAGUGUAUAAAUCAAAUAAAG
Molecule: messenger RNA, 469 nt
Organism: Ambispora gerdemannii
Lineage: Eukaryota; Fungi; Glomeromycota; Glomeromycetes; Archaeosporales; Ambisporaceae
Source: the annotation of a GenBank genome assembly